CAGAGGUUUAUUAUUAGUAUCGUUAUAGUAAAAAAAAAUGUCUUUUAAACUAAAAGAAUGUGUAAAAUUGGAUGAGUCAAAGACAUGAAAACCUAGUUCAGACCAGAGUUGCUUAGAUAUAGGGCAGAUUAUAGACAGCUUGCUCCACCAAUUACAGUUGUGAUUAAGUUUCGUCGUCUGAGGCGGGACUUCCUUUUUGUCAUGUCGAUCCCGGAAGUGUUUCCAAACUGCAACUAGAAUGACGCAGAAUGUCAAAAGCCUCCACGCUUCCUAUCCGCGUGCACUUUCUGUAGCGUCGUAUGCACCCUAUGUAGUGCACUACAAGAGGAGUAGGAGCGAUUUGGGUUUCAGCCCGAAGUAGCGAGUUGACACACCGUUAAGGCAGCUAUAUGUUACCAAGAGCACUGUUUGCGUUUUGAUUAAAUCCCCUUUAUAUGUCUGUGCUGUGCACGCGGACUAUGAGCGCGCGGGACGGAGGUGCUCCAACCCGCGGCAGCUGCUGAGCCAGUGUGAGUCAUCUAUAUGGGCCAUCUUCUCUCAACGAAUGGCCUCCGCUUGAAGAAGAGACCGCAGACACUGCGCAAGAAGAAGAAGAGGAGGAGCUGUUUUCUCCGCGGCCCGUGCAUGCUCUGCUUCUUUAUCCGCGGCAGCAGCAGUGACGGCUUCGAGGCCGAGUGCCGUUCCGACUCCGGACUGGCCAAGUUGAGCUCGCCUGAGGACUGCGCCAAAUUCCUGCUCUCCCCGGCCGAGUUGGCAGUGUGGGAGUGCCAGGGCCGGAGCCUGCUCUCCUCCGUGCCAGCCAGGCUCAUUGGACCUCCAGCGCUCUUCUGCACCGACUACUCUGAGAUGGUGUGCAAACGCAAGAGUGGCGAGCCGCAGCCGUUGGCUCCGUGCAAACAGCCGCGCAGUGCUUCACAGGAGACAACAGAGAGUGAAGAGGAUGAGAAGAAUGCCAGCCAGUCCCUAUUACCCCAGCUCUGCCCACUGCCUUCCUCCUCCUGCUCCUCGUCUUCCUUCUCAGAGGAGCAGGAGAGCUCACUGGUGGGGCUUCAGGUGGACUCGAGUCAUAACCUAAGCAAUGACAAGAACCUUGAUAUUUCCUCUUCCUCAUCCUCCUCUUGCCUUCUCACUCAUAGUAGUGCGGCAGAGGAGGGCAAGAGUGCUGAGAUCACGGACACAUCCCGAAUCAACCACCUACCCUCGUCCAUACUACUCAAGGUUUUCUCUCACUUGUCAGUGAAGGAGCGUUGUCUUAGUGCCUCCCUGGUCUGCAAGUAUUGGCGUGACCUCUGCUUAGACUUCCAGUUCUGGAAGCAAAUUGAUCUCAGCGGCCUGAGACAAGUGAGAGAUGACCUCCUUGUGAAGAUUGCAUCCUGGAAACAAAACGUGACUGAACUGAACAUCUCGGACUGCCGGAACGUUGAGGACUAUGGUGUAUGCACUCUAGCCACGCAGUGUCCUGGUCUGCUGAAAUACACAGCCUACCGUUGCAAACAGCUCAGUGAUGAGUCUCUCUGUGCUGUGGCGUGGCACUGCCCACUGCUGCAGAAAGUGCAUGUGGGAAACCAGGACAAACUGAGCGACCAUGCCCUCAAACAGUUGGGUGAACACUGCCCAGAGCUGAAGGACAUACAUUUUGGGCAGUGCUACAAUGUCAGUGAUGCGGGUCUGAUAGCGCUGGCGAAGGGCUGCCCCAAACUGCAGAGGAUCUACAUGCAAGAAAACAAACUAGUGACUGACAGAUCAGUGCAGGCGUUUGCAGAACACUGUCCAGAGCUGCAGUUUGUGGGCUUCAUGGGCUGCUCGGUCACCUCACAGGGAGUUAUACACCUCACCAGGCUGCGGAAUCUGAGUAGUCUGGAUCUCCGGCACAUCUCUGAGCUGAACAACGAGACAGUGAUGGAGGUGGUGAGAAAUUGCCGGAACCUCAGCUCCCUUAACCUCUGCCUCAACUGGAGCAUCAAUGAUAGAUGUGUGGAAAUCAUUGCCAAAGAGGGAAGAAGUCUCAAAGAGCUGUACUUGGUUUCCUGCAAGAUCACAGACUAUGCAUUGAUAGCCAUUGGGCAGUACAGCAGCACCAUAGAGACCGUGGAUGCUGGAUGGUGUAAGGAAAUCACAGACCAAGGAGCCACGCAGAUCGCUAAGAGCAGCAAGUCCCUGCGCUACCUGGGCCUGAUGAGGUGUGAUAAGCAGGCACGCACUCUGACACACUAGUCAGCAGCAGAACAGGAAAGCAGGCCAAACAGCUCGCACAUUUCUGAAAGUGAGCGCACAGCAACACACCUCACAAUACAUUGUAACACAUUUCAUAGGAAAAACAUACACAAGAAGUAACUGGGGAAAUUCAUACUGUGCUUAUGUAUGUCCAGCAAAGCAUGCUGGGACAGGAACUCACAGAACUGCACUCUGGGCUAGAGGAUCUUUUUGCUCCAAGGUAAAAGAGGCACACGAGUGCCACAGAUGACACAUUUGAGGUUUUUGAGGCCAUUGUGCUGUGGCACGUCUUUCCCGCUAUGUUGUUCUCUUUCAUUCUUCCCCCCACCUUCUCUUUCUCUCACUUGAUUACUUUCUUCCUCCCUUUCUGUCUUUCUCCCCCCCCCCCGCCACUUGCCUCUUCUCUUCCUCCAUCUUUGCCUACCCUGUUAUCUAGCAAGUCACUUAGACAUUCACUUGAAAAAUAGGUUAGCAAUGGAACAUGCAUUCCACCCCUGAUUUUCAAAUUAUAUUUCCCAGAUCGAAACAUAAUAUAAUUUCCUUGAUAUUUUUCACUUGGGUUGUCAAAACAAGAUGAGAUUUUUUUUUCUUCCUGAAAAUGAAAUAUCACUUUCCCAUAAAGAUUUGAUAUAAUUAAAGUGCAUUGAAAUGAAAUUUUUAUUGUUUGUAUUGGUAGGAUGAGAAUUUAUCUGGUUUGGGUGCCACUAUUGAGAACUCUGUCCUCCUCCACUCACAACUUUCAGCAUAAUUUGCAUAGCCAAUGUCCCACGAGAAAUUAAAUUACUCUGUAGAUUACCAUUCUGCACAGCCAAUGCAAAAAUGCUUUAAUCCUGUUUCUAUUUUUGAUGUUGCCUUUGGACUUGUGUAAAAGUUAAUAUAUAUAUAUUUUUAAAUCCUGAUAUCCAUGAUCUGUACAUUACACCCUUACAUAAGGCACUAAGGGGCAGAUUAAGUACAUGGAGGCACAUGGGGCAGUUUAUAUAAACAUACAUCCCAUGGUAAUUGUUUUUUUUUUAAUGUAUUUGGACAAACAAACAUUUGAUCCUCCUUGAAACAGUGCCUAUUAAUAAAGUUGAUACACUAUCAGAUGACACAUAAAAUUGACAUUUUGUAGCAAUUUUCAUAAUUUAAAUGGAAAAAAACAACAACAGAUCAGUCAGAUGGAAAAAGUAAGCACACCCCUACAUUUAUCACAUCUUCAAAUCCAUAAAAUUAGAAUCAGUUGUUUAAGAUUGGCUGUCAGUGAUUAGAAGCUGUUUAGGGAGUGCAGGUGGAACCGGUCUUAUUUAUACCCCUCUCAUAUCUAGUGUCUGGUGUUCCGUUUGUUAUUGAGGUGUGUGGUGUCAUCAUGCCAAGAUCUAAAGAUUUCUCUAAGCCCUUCAUAAAAAAGGUUGUGGAUGCCUAUGAGUCUGGCAAGAGAUUUAAAAAGAUCUCCAAAUUAUUUGAAGUACAUCAUUUUACUGUAAGGAAAAUCAUCUACAAGUGGUGCAAAUUUCCUCACGGUGUCUGCAGGUCCUUAAAAAGUCUUAAAAUGUUUUAAAUUCCUUAAUGUAAAAACAAGGCCUUAAUUAGCAUUAAAAUGUCUUAAAUUCACGUUUCAAAGGUCUUAAAGAUGCAACUGAACCAACACCGUAAAGAAGAUUUAGAUGUUAUUUUUGGCUGGUUGCUGUUUGAGAUGGUAAACCCAUGUGACUGUGAUGCACUCAGAGUGUGUGUGCGGCUCAUCAGUGUUUUAGAGCAGCUCAAACCACAGUAACUGCCGCUCCACACCGUCAUUUCUGUCUGUGCUGUGAGUUUGAGUCGCUUAUAACCUGCAUUUAGACAAAACACGUGCCAGAUUCACUUUGGUUAUGCGUUAGCAUAAUGUUUGUUAUCUCAAACAUUUUUGUGAGCAGAGGUUUACAGCAUUUCACCUGAUUGGUAAUGAGAACUCAAUUUUAAAAAAUGCCAACCAAAAGGAGGUCUUCCUGCAUGUUCCCCCAAAAUAAAAGCCACAAGGUCUAACGCAUAAAAGUGAAUUAAGUCAGAAAUAUAUUACAAUUGUUAUAUUACUAUCUGUACCUCAAAUAAAAAUGUAUUAAGUAUUAUUCAGUGCAAUGGUAAUAUUACAAAAUAGCAAAGGUUUUUUAAUAUACAUAUUU
Messenger RNA from Ictalurus furcatus (blue catfish), 4355 nucleotides. RefSeq names its product F-box and leucine-rich repeat protein 17 (gene fbxl17). Lineage: Eukaryota; Metazoa; Chordata; Actinopteri; Siluriformes; Ictaluridae. The transcript is spliced from 10 exons. Gene Ontology annotation, cellular component: SCF ubiquitin ligase complex. The coding region runs from base 523 to 2214 and encodes 563 amino acids. Gene Ontology annotation, biological process: SCF-dependent proteasomal ubiquitin-dependent protein catabolic process. The record is from RefSeq and is a predicted model, not a curated record. Gene Ontology annotation, molecular function: protein binding.